Cyprinodon tularosa is the source of this 3357-nucleotide messenger RNA. It is a transcript of the gene slc17a8, whose product is annotated as solute carrier family 17 member 8. Bases 532 to 2289 code for a protein of 585 amino acids. Gene Ontology annotation, cellular component: excitatory synapse; synaptic vesicle membrane. Lineage: Eukaryota; Metazoa; Chordata; Actinopteri; Cyprinodontiformes; Cyprinodontidae. The transcript has 12 exons. Gene Ontology annotation, biological process: neurotransmitter loading into synaptic vesicle; synaptic transmission, glutamatergic; regulation of synapse structure or activity. Gene Ontology annotation, molecular function: neurotransmitter transmembrane transporter activity; L-glutamate transmembrane transporter activity. The record is from RefSeq and is a predicted model, not a curated record.
GGUGGAGCUGAUGAAGUGGAUGAUGUGUGAAAGCGAGGGGCUGGCUUUGGGGAUAACUAGUUACACAUUCCCCCUCCUCUACAGCAAUGAAUGAGUUAUGAGAUGAGAGGAGAUCAGAACGAUUUACUCUCUUCAACCACAUAGAUGAACAGGACAGAGAUGCCUCACGACUAAAAUCUGGAUUCAAUGCUUCUAGUUUGCAUCUUCUUAAAUUAACUCAUCAAUGGAUCUUCUAAGGACUCAUAAAAUUCUGAUUGUUUGGCUUUUAGGACACUGAGGUACAUGUUACUGAGGUAACGGCACGCUCAUCCCAUUUCCUCUUCUGCACAGGUCCAAAAGUUUGCAAAGACUUUUUUCACCACUGUGGGACCAUUAGCACUACAGGUGUCAAUCCCAAGUAGUACGAAUGGAAGGACGAUAACAAACAAAUCUAGUGGAUACUUCCUUCCCUGUCAUAAUAAGAAGGUUUCAGGAAUUAGGAUUCUGUUUUGGGAAUUAACAAAAAAAGGAAAGAAAAAAAAACAGAAAAAAAUGCCUUUUAAUUUUACAGGUUUAAAAAAGCAGGUGGUAAAUCCUGGGAAGGAGGAGGUGAAGAACACCGUGGGAGACUCUUUAGGAAAGCUGCAGAGGAAAAUAGAUGGUAGUAAUGUAGAGGAAGAGGAGAAUUUGGAACUGACGGAGGAUGGCCGGCCCGUGGCGUCAGCAGUCCUUCCUGCCCCUUUGCUAGACUGCAGCUGUGGGGGUUUGCCAAAGCGUUACAUUAUCGCUAUCCUGAGCGGUCUGGGAUUCUGCAUCUCCUUUGGCAUCCGAUGCAACCUGGGUGUGGCUAUUGUUGAGAUGGUGAACAACAACACCGUCUAUAUCAAUGGGACCCCAGUGAUUCAGAAAGCUCAGUUUAACUGGGACCCAGAGACUGUGGGAUUGAUCCAUGGAUCCUUUUUCUGGGGCUAUAUCGUCACUCAGAUUCCAGGCGGAUUCAUUUCCAACAAGCUUUCUGCCAACAGGGUAUUUGGGGCUGCCAUUUUUCUCACAUCACUGCUGAACAUGUUCAUCCCAUCAGCUGCGAGGGUGCAUUAUGGCUGUGUCCUGUUUGUACGCAUCUUACAGGGGUUAGUAGAGGGGGUCACCUACCCAGCAUGUCACGGGAUGUGGUCCAAGUGGGCGCCACCUCUUGAACGUAGUCGACUGGCGACCACAUCAUUCUGCGGAUCCUACGCUGGAGCAGUGAUCGCUAUGCCUUUAGCAGGAGUCCUGGUUCAGUACGUCGGCUGGCCAUCAGUCUUCUAUAUCUACGGGGUAUUUGGGAUCCUGUGGUAUAUCCUAUGGCUCCUGCUGGCCUAUGGGAGUCCUGCUCAACAUCCCACAAUCACAGAGGAAGAGAGACUGUACAUCGAGUCUGCAAUCGGGGAAACAGUCAACCAGCUGAGUGUUACAGAGAAAUUCAAGACUCCAUGGCGUCGUUUUUUUACCUCCAUGCCGGUCUAUGCUAUCAUUGUGGCAAACUUCUGCCGCAGCUGGACCUUCUACCUGCUCCUUAUCAGCCAGCCGGCGUACUUUGAGGAAGUGUUUGGCUUCCCCAUCAGCAAGGUGGGGAUCCUGUCUGCUGUCCCCCACAUGGUGAUGACGAUUAUCGUCCCGAUCGGUGGACAGCUUGCAGAUUUCCUACGGAGUAAAAAAAUUAUGUCAACAACAAAUGUGAGGAAACUCAUGAACUGUGGAGGGUUUGGAAUGGAGGCCACUCUUCUGUUAGUGGUCGGUUUUUCUCACACUCGAGGAGUCGCCAUUUCCUUCCUUGUGUUGGCGGUGGGCUUCAGUGGAUUUGCCAUUUCAGGUUUUAAUGUCAAUCAUUUGGAUAUUGCUCCUCGCUAUGCCAGUAUUCUGAUGGGUAUUUCCAAUGGAGUCGGGACGUUAUCUGGCAUGGUGUGCCCCCUAAUCGUAGGAGCCUUGACUAAACACAAGACUCGCUUGGAGUGGCAGAAUGUCUUUGUCAUCGCUGCCAUGGUGCAUUACACAGGAGUCAUCUUCUAUGCUAUCUUUGCAUCAGGGGAGCAGCAGGACUGGGCCAACCCUGAGAGCCUGAGCGAGGAUAAAUGUGGCAUCAUCGAUGAGGACGAGCUGGCUGAGGAGUCAGAGUUAACCAAUGACUGUGCCUUGGCUUCCAAAAAGAGCUACGGGACAACGGACAAUUCGUAUGGUCAGAAGCAGGGCUGGAAAAAGCAGAGAGGGGUAACGAUGAAGGGCGAGGAAGAACACUUUAGUAAUGGAGAUUACCAGGAUGGAUACCAGUGAGACAACACAUUGAUUGAAUUUAAAGGAUUCCCAGAACACUUUGAUAAACUCAGAUUUUACUUUCUGGAUACAACAGAAGCUGCAGCAUCAUCAGCAUCUCAAGGAAACCCUUUUCAGCUUUGUCCGAAGAAUCUAGAAUAUUGUGCAAAAGUUUCAAACCAUCUUUAAUUCUGCAUAUUUUGUUUCCAGGGAGCCAGGUGUUCUUGUAAUUUUCUAUUCUGCCCAAACUCAACACACGUAAUAAAUACUCCUAUGAGCAGUUAUACUUCAUACAGAAGCUCAUAAACUGCUCCUAACAUGCAUGUUUAACAUGUUACAUGCGCAGAUAGAGUCCCACAGGAUCCCAAUAUAUCACAUUACAUGAGUGCUUGUUCCUUGUCUAUGCAUGUGUGGUUUAAUUUCCUCGCACGCCCAGCCUCUCUCCUUCUCACGUGUGGACCUGUUUCUCUUCACUCAUGUCAACUUCUGACAUGCUUUGAACUUUGAACGACUUUGAAGGCAUUACACUGCAAUAUAAGUCAAUUUAAAUAAGUAAUUUUUUCUUAUAAUAAGUGCAUUUUUUCUUGAAUUGAGGAGGUAAUUGAGGCAGUUUGCCAAUGGAACAAGACAAUUUACAUUUAAAAUAGUAAAAAAUAUUAUAUUUGGCUACUUUUCAUGAAAUCCCACACCUUGAAUUGUGAUGGAACUUUUUUUUCUAGAUGUCUUAUAACCCUUUUUAAUGGACACCCUUCAGCCAGUCAGUAUCCAGUAUUUAAACCGACCAUGUUAUAUAUAAUAAAGACUUUGCUUACCAACUUCUAACUCUUGAAGAGAAGCAGUCAGACUGAAGUAGCUUUACUAGUAGGAAGAAAAAUACAACUUCAAAAGUAGCCAAUCAGAGCCGGGUUGCUUUUACCGGUGAGUAAUGCGUUCAAAGUGAGAAAAGUUGACAGGAAACAGGUCUACACACCAGGAUGAGGGAGGCUGUCCUCAUGUGAAUAUCAAACCACACCUGUACAGAGGCUGCAUGUGUGUGAAAAUCACAGCACACGCGCACAGAGAAGGAUUUACCCUUCUCUGUGGAACCUG